Molecule: messenger RNA, 2065 nt
Organism: Catharus ustulatus (Swainson's thrush)
Lineage: Eukaryota; Metazoa; Chordata; Aves; Passeriformes; Turdidae
Gene: CLIC3
Product: chloride intracellular channel 3
Source: RefSeq, a predicted model, not a curated record
CAGUACCCAGAAUCCUGCUGGGGGCAAGGAGUGCUGGGCACAACACAGGUCUGUGCCCACUGCUUGUCAUCAUUCAGACACUGUGGAGUGGCUGGGGGUGCAGGCAGGAAUGGUAGCAGCUGGGAAUGUCACCAGCUGCACGUACCGGCCUGGGGUUGGUAGCCGUCACAGUGGCGGGGCCCAUGGCAGGGCGUCCUGUCUGUGCUGUGGGGCCAGGCGUGGGUGGAAGCGGGUGCACCCCGAGCAGGAAUGUGGGCUGGGAGGGGCCGUGGUUUCAGCUGGGGCACUCAGGUUGCAGCCAGCAGUGCACCAGGAGCCGCCACGCAGCAUGGCUGAAAAACCCCAAAUUCAGCUCUUCAUCAAGGUGAGGGCGUCCUCAGGUCAGUGCCCUAGGCCAGUGGGCAGCCCCGGCAAACAACCCUGACAGUGCUGUGGUGGGGUGGCUGGGCUGCCCCUGCCCACUGCAUGCCUAGAUGUGGGCACUGGGCAGGCAGGGGGGGCAGAUAGUGGGCAGGGCAUCAUGCACCGGGUCAGCAAUGGGGCUGACAGCAGGCAGGUGGGUGGACAGGCAGCAGGCAGCUCAGGCUCUUCUCUCUGCUUGCUGCUUCCUACCCUGCAGGCGCAGGGGCUGUGGGGGCUAAACCUCGAGAGGUUGGACCUGGUUCCCCGCCAAAAGCAGAGCCUAGCAUCUGCCUACACCUGCCAGGUCCUUCCCAGACAGCACCUGGCUGGAGCAGUUUGUCUCACUGUGCAGGGCAGGACAGAGCUCGCCUGGAAUUGUGACUGGGUUUGACAGGGCCACCAGUAUCGCUGUCACCUUCUCCUCCAGCACAUCUCUGCUGCUGGACUGUCCCCUGCCACUGCCACCCCUGCUGCCACUACUGCUCUCAAGCCCUUGUCUGCCUGGCAUUGUGAGACUGGCACAGCCUCGAGGUCCUUGUCCUUAGAGGGUACUAGGGCCAGCACCUCCUGUGCCAUGUGGCUUCUCUAAGGUGUGGCACUGAGGCUCUGGGAGUAGGCAGGGGCCAGGAGCUGGCACCCUGCCUGGCAUAGCAGCGCAUGCACCUGCAUGGACUGCAGCACAGCUUGCCAGGCUGAGCUGGGGCAUGUGUCCUAUUAUCUUCACCCUGUAUCCUCUGGGGCUGCUGCUAGUGAGGCCAUGCCAGGGAAAAAGGGGCAGCUGGCUCUCUUUCUGUGCCUACAGGCAAGCGCGGAUGGGGAGAGUGUGGGGCACUGCCCCUUCUGCCAGCGGCUCUUCAUGGUGCUGCUGCUCAAAGGUGUGCCCUUCACCCUCACCACUGUGGACGUGAGGAGGGCACCGGACGUGCUGAAGGACUUUGCACCAGGUGCUCAGCUGCCCGUCCUCCUCUACAAUGGCACGCCCAAGACCGACACCAUCACCAUUGAGGAGUUCCUGGAGGACCAGCUAGGCCCCCCCAUGUGCCCCAGUCUGGUCCCGCAGUACCCGGAGUCAAACCUGGCUGGGAACGACAUUUUCCACAAGUUCUCUGCCUUCAUCAAGAACCCAGUACCUGCCCAGGACGAGGCGCUGAAGCGGAGCCUGCUGCGGGCCUUGCUGAAACUGGAUGAAUACCUGAGCACCCCUCUGGAGCAUGAGCUGGCCCAGGACCCCCAGCUCCGGACCUCCCAGCGCCACUUCCUUGAUGGAAACCACCUCACAUUGGCCGACUGCAACCUGCUGCCCAAGCUCAACAUUGUUCAGGUUGUGUGCCAGCACUACCGCCACUUUGGGAUCCCCAAGGACAUGUGGGGCGUGUGGCGGUACCUCAACAGCGCCAGUGAAACCAAGGAGUUCAAAUAUACAUGCCCCAAUAGCCAGGAGAUUAUACAAGCCUACCAUUCCGUGGUCCGGGCACUGCAGUGAGCAGGGCACGUGCCCUGGUGGGUGCAAGGCCAAGGCUGGGCUCAGGCAGGAGGUCAGCACCCACCCUGCCCCUGCUCUCAGAAGAGCUGUGCCCCUUGCACCCAAAUUCCCUCUACUGACACAGAGGUGUUGGCAGCAAUCUCCAGUGUACCGAGCCCCUCUUGUGCCACCCACCCUUCC